AUGGGGAAUGGUGAAAGUAAAAAACUGGAUUAUUCAAGCUGUGAAUGGAGGAAUGUCACUAAGGUUUCUUUGGGAGAGUUUCUGAGAUGUUUUGACCAGCCAAUAAGUGAGGAGCAGGCCUGGGCCCUUUGCUUUCAGUGUUGCCAUAAAAUGAAGCAGUUGGCUCAAGGCCCCUACCCUGUGAUGAUUAAAGGUCUGGGAAGCAUCCUUAUCCAUUCUGAUGGUGCUGUUUCCUUCAUGGUGUAUCCUAAGUCUGAUCUUAACAAGACUCCUCAACUGGAGGAGCAGCUGACAGAGCGUCUGGGAAUGGUGAUCUAUAAAGCCCUGGACUGGGGGAUUGACAACAAUCUGGAGCGAGAGCUGAGUGAACCACUGGAAAAGCUGAUCUCCCUCCUCCUGAAAUUAGACACUGAGGCAACAAACCCAGCCAUCACUUUCCAGGAUGUUCUCAAGAUCUGUGAGGAGCAUUUGCCUAGGCCCUCUGAGGCUGCCAGUUAUUACAGAACAGUCUGCAGGGUUCUCUUUGCUGAGUAUGAAGAUCUUCAGAAACUAAUGCUCACCCUACAGAGCUCCAAAGAGAGUCUAAGAAGAAUGGAUGUGGAGGACUUGCUGGAAAAUGACACUCAGAGGGAGAAGGAUAAUUACUGGGCUAGCUUGUGGCAUGAUGUCAUCAGGGAACUGCAGAAUGGAGUGAGGCUGCGCAAGGUCAUGGAGCAACCCCAACAUAGCAUUCCUCCCAAGGGAUACGCCUGCUCUCCCUAUGAGCUCUUGGCAGAGGACAUCCGAUGCAAGAGGUACACCCUCCGCAAGGUGAAGAUCAACAGUGAGCAAAACUGCAAGAGCUCUGAAGGCAACACAGUCGCUUCACAGCUCCCUUUAAAGCCAGCCUCAGAGAGGAAGCUAAAAGAGAACUCCCCCAAAGCACCCAGUCUGCACGAUCUGCUCAUGAUAGAAAUAAAACAGCCACAGAAGCUUCGGCCAUCUUCCACAGAGAGAAAUGGGAGCAGGCACAAAGAUACUUUUGUGAUGCCAAUGUUUUCCUUGAAUUCCCCGUGUGGCAAUGGCUUAUCUGUCCAAAAUGCCAGUACAGGACUUACAAUUCACAAAGUCCAAAAACAGAUGCUGAUCCCUGACUUGCUGGUCCCAGAAUUUCAGGUCUGUUUCCAUUGCCAUAAGCAGAUGGUCUUUCUGUGGCCUUACAGGUGUCAUCUCUGUAGCAGUGUCAUCUGCUGUGAUUGCUGCAUCAAGAUGUCCAUGCCCUUCAGACCAUGUGUGCAUCUUCCACUUAACUUAAUAAAAGCACUGAGACUCUCCAAGGAGGAGGACUCAGCUACCCAAGACCAGAAAUCCUCACAGUUGUUGUUUGAAGUAGAACAUUGGGAUUGUUCUAGAGUACCACUGGUGUUUGAACCCCAUUGCCUAGCACAGCCUCUUGCCUCUCAGAGAGAGACCAUGAUGGACUGGCCUUCUAUGGACAUCUGUACCACAUGUGAGCAAUACCUGUUGCAUGUCCUCUCCAGCCAGCAGCAAUGCAUCCCUCCCAGGAAAAGAUCCAGGUCAUGGACUGAACUGGAAUGACUCCUUCCCCUCUGUCUCUCUCGCCAAAUGUGUCUCCUGUC
Molecule: messenger RNA, 1619 nt
Organism: Chelonoidis abingdonii (Abingdon island giant tortoise)
Lineage: Eukaryota; Metazoa; Chordata; Testudines; Testudinidae
Source: RefSeq, a predicted model, not a curated record